Molecule: messenger RNA, 717 nt
Organism: Diuraphis noxia (Russian wheat aphid)
Lineage: Eukaryota; Metazoa; Arthropoda; Insecta; Hemiptera; Aphididae
Source: RefSeq, a predicted model, not a curated record
UUUAUGGUCUUGGAUCCAAAUUUUUACUUAUUCCAAGUUUCUAUCAAAUUCAAGUAUAGAAGUCAUUGUUUCAUUUCUGCCAACCAGAAGUACGGAUACAUCGUCAAGUUGUAUCAUUGGUUUUUCUUUAAAGAAUUAAAACUGAAUUCCAUAGAAAACAUCCACAUGUAUACCCAGGAGCAAUUCUUCUUUUAUGAACUUCUUAAAGAUAUCCAGGAAGAUAUUCAUUUUUUAAAUGAUAAACCGGGCAAAGUUUACAUAACUUUAACGGAACAUUUGAAAAAUGUGAAUGCUAGAGUUCCUGAACCAUUCACAGAACAAGAACUUGUUAACAUGGAAGAAUGUAUAAGAGAUGCAGUAAAAGAUCUUACUGAUCUUGAUCUUAACACUUACCUUUGUACUGGAGUUGUUGUUUUAUCUGAAUAUUUAGAUUCCCCGGAGGAUAUGUUUGAAUAUAUUGGAAAAAAAAAGAGAGGCUUGUAAUUUAUUAGUACUCACAGUUUAUUAAAAAGUAAUUUUUUUAAAUAAUCUUCAUUUUUAUAAUACUUAGCUUAUAGUAAUAAUUAGGCAGGUAGAUUAUAUACAAAAGUAUUGAUUUGUGAAUGUCAAUAAUUAAUUGUGCGCUGAUCGGAAUGAAAUAGCAGAAUACAUUUUUUCAGAACAAAUACAAAUUACAUUUUAGUAGGUUCAUAAUGUCAUAAUAAAUUAUAGAUUACA